CGCCAGUCCACGUGGCUAUCAGCCACGGCAUUGGACCUUCAGCUUUAGCAGUGCUUCUACCUUCUUCUUCUCCGCUCUUUCUCGCGUCACCGAAACCCCAAACAGUAGAACUCCAAAUCCCCGGAGCCCUCCGCCAUCGCUACUCACCUCUCGGAGCUCAGCUCACGCCAAUGUCAACCUUGAAGAUUCCUUCGGCAGCCUGCUCUAUUUCCUCCACGGUCAACCACCUCGCGUUCAAGCUCCGCCACCACCGGAGCUGCUCUGUCUUACCUAGCAAUGCCGGCCUCUUGAGACGGCACGGCUGCACUAGAAAGAUGGGCACGAUGGCGAUGGCGUCGGCGACGUCCGACCCCCUCGAGGUCUGCGUCAAGGCCUCUGUCACCGUCCCCAACAAAUUAGGCGACUGCCCCUUUUGCCAGAGGGUAUUAUUGACUAUGGAGGAAAAACAGCUGCCUUACGACAUGAAGCUUGUCGACUUGGGGAACAAACCAGAAUGGUUCUUAAAGAUCAACACUGAAGGUAAAGUUCCUGUCGUAAAACUUGAUGAGAAGUGGGUUGCAGAUUCAGAUGUUAUUACCCAAGCUCUGGAGGACAAGUUCCCGAUUCCACCAUUGGCAACUCCACCGGAGAAGGCACCAGUGGGAUCAAAGAUUUUCUCGACGUUUAUCGGUUUUCUAAAAAGCAAAGAUCCCAAUGAUGGAACAGAGCAGGCGUUGCUCAAUGAGCUGAGUUCUUUCAACGAUUAUAUUAAAGACAAUGGACCUUAUAUCAAUGGGAAGGAUAUCUCCGCCGCAGACUUGUCUCUAGGACCAAAGCUAUACCACAUGGAGAUUGCUUUGGGACAUUACAAGAGCUGGUCUGUUCCAGAUUCUCUCCCCCAUGUGAAAUCUUAUAUGCAGAAUAUCUUUUCAAGAGAUUCGUUUGUUAAAACUCGAGCACUCAAGGAGGAUGUAAUAGCAGGUUGGCGUCCCAAGGUUAUGGGUUGAACCAGAUAAUGCCCACUGCCCUGUCGUGUAUUUCAAUUUUUGUUCUCGAAAAACCACAGGUAGAUACCAGAGAGCUCAAGCUCCUUCUCAUGUAAUUAUGGUUAGAUCAGACAUCUCUGCCUGGCUCUGUGUAUUCAAAGAUGAAUGUUUUUUGUGCUUAAACAUCGACUGUUAUUAUACGACCAUUCCCCGUCACUGGCAUGCUUGAGUCGGUGAUUAUAUCUCUAAUGGGCAAUCGGAUUUUGAGA
This is a messenger RNA of Punica granatum (pomegranate), 1234 nucleotides long. The record is from RefSeq and is a predicted model, not a curated record. NCBI's taxonomy places the organism in Eukaryota, Viridiplantae, Streptophyta, Magnoliopsida, Myrtales, Lythraceae.